AUUCAUACUCACGAAUCCUAUAAGCCUACCUAUUCACUUCCAGCAGAUUGCGUCAUUUCAGUACUUUCCUACUGAUAUCCGUAGACACUAGAUGCGAGUAGCCUCAGCUAGCCCAGUUGUCAUUGUCUUCGAAACUUGGAGCUCAUUCUGGUCCAACCAGCCCUCGUUUGCCUCAACCAUCACCUCCUACUUCUUUUUAAAGACAUUGUUUCCAUUACUCUCUCACUCUUUCAACUCGCGGAUGCUUCUUGCCGAUCAACACGAUCAUGGCGAUAGAUACUCCAGUCAGACAAGAUGGCCUACCCGAUUCAACCUCACCCAAUCUUCACCUCAGCCACCCCACCCGAGAGGAACGCCACAAGAUCUGGACCAGCAACUCAGUCUACUGGAAGGACUCACUAUCGGUGCCGGUCUACCUCAGAGAGUCGGAGUACCUGACGACCGUCGCUCUGGCAAAAGACAACGGACUGACGUUCUGGAUCCUCGUGGACAAGAACCUCGCGCCCAAUCAGCGGCCGAUUCUUUCGUCAUGCGAGACGCUGCGCAAGCGCUCGCUGACCAGCGACGCGGAGGACAAUGUCGAAGACACCAUCGUGCACAGCAUCUCCGGCGUCUUCUGCUUCCCCGAGUACCGCCGGCGGGGCUACGCGGCGCGUCUGAUGCGAGAAAUGGCGACGGCGCUUCACGGCUGGCAGACCGGGACGCUCAGAUGCGUGGGCAGCAUUCUGUACAGCGACAUAGGAAAGACAUAUUACGCGAGCCUGGGCUGGGGUCCCAACCGCAGCAACACGCACGUCGUGUUCGCGCCAACGGAGGAGGAUGCGCAACCCGUCCGCGACGCGGGACAGCCGGCGUGGGAUUUGGUCGAGCUCUGCGGGAGAGACGAAGCGCUGAUUCGGAAGGCGAUGGCGGCGCCGGCGGACGCCCAGGAGCGCGUAACUGUCAUCCCGGACCUCGACCACAUGCUCUGGCACAUUGCGCGAGAGGCCUUCACCACCAGGUUGAUCUUCGGCCAGGUCCCGCGUCGGAAGGGCGCGAUUGCUGGGGCGCCGGGAAGGCAGGUCUGGGCGAUUUGGACGCAUCGCUAUUGCGGAUAUCCGGCUGCGAAAGCGUCGAACAACGUCCUUCACAUUCUGCGACUUGUCAUUGAAAACGAAACCGCAAGCAAGACUCUCACUGCUGCGGAGAAGGAGCAACAUGCAGCGAUCCGUGAGGAGCAGGCUGGUUAUCUGGAAGCCGUGCUUCAGAGUGCUCGGGCGGAGGCUAGCCAAUGGAGACUUGAUCGCGUCGAGAUGUGGGUCCGUGACAUGGUGGUGCAGACUGGACUUGAGCAUUGCUUUGUUGAGCGGGAAAAGGAAAACAUUGCCAGCGGACUUUGGUAUGACGAGAACGGCGGAGCGGGACCGGCGCCGGAAUGGCUCAACAACGAAUACUAUUCCUGGUGUUAG
Messenger RNA from Aplosporella prunicola CBS 121167, 1448 nucleotides. RefSeq lists its product as uncharacterized. NCBI's taxonomy places the organism in Eukaryota, Fungi, Ascomycota, Dothideomycetes, Botryosphaeriales, Aplosporellaceae. The record is from RefSeq and is a predicted model, not a curated record. The transcript is spliced from 2 exons. Bases 267 to 1448 code for a protein of 393 amino acids.